Synchytrium microbalum is the source of this 699-nucleotide messenger RNA. RefSeq lists its product as uncharacterized. The transcript is spliced from 3 exons. The record is from RefSeq and is a predicted model, not a curated record. The coding region runs from base 1 to 699 and encodes 232 amino acids. Lineage: Eukaryota; Fungi; Chytridiomycota; Chytridiomycetes; Synchytriales; Synchytriaceae.
AUGGUCAAUAUUGCAAGAAAAUACGUAUUACUGCUACUAUAUCUCCUCGCUAUACCAGUAAUCGCUAGAGCAAUACCACUCAAACCGUCAAAACCCCCAUUGCACAAUCACAACCGAAACAACUCUGCUCGAUUGCUACCUAGGACAAAUGCUCUGCUUCGUGACGUGACGUACUACAACAAGCCUUCUGAAGACGGCACCGUAUCAUACCAACUACUCGCAACUCGAUACAAGAGAUGGCAAAACCUAGCUAGAUCUGAUCCACAGGGCUUCAUCCAAAUGGUAUCGAAGUACUCAUCGGUUCAACUAACUCCUGAAAGUAUUGCAUAUAUCAACAAUCUUCAGUCCAUGUCUGAACUGACACUACAAGACGGUCUACAACAAUCUGCUUUGGCUAUGGUUCUUGACGAAGGACCCAAAGGGUUAUUCGACCACCUGAACUCUCAAGGUCAAGAUCCACAAGCCAGAAUAGCCUCUUAUGGCAGCUAUUCGUGGUAUGGCGAGAAUCUCAUAGCAGGACACUAUAAUGCUCUUGAUGGAAUUGUGGUUUUGAUCAACGAUGUUGGAGUAAAUGAUAGAGGUCAUCGUAUCAACAUAUAUAGUCCCAAGUUUGAUUCAGUUGGAAUUGCAUGUGGUCCGCAUACAACGUAUGGGAUCAUGUGUGCCUUUGAGUUUGCUGCUGACUUUGUACCUAAGUAA